GCCGUCAUUGUCACCUGUCACGAUCACAAGCAGCGACAGCGGCAGCGGCGAGGGACGCAGAGAGAGGAAGGUAGAGAGGGAGAGAGGGGUGGAGACUGGAGAGAGAGAGAGAGAGAGAGGAAGGAAGGUAGCGUAGAGCAUGAAUCCUUCACAUCUAAUGGUGUCUACAUGGUCGGCAGCUGGCACGCCAUCGCAGCUGCAGGCGGAGAAGGAGAAUCUACCAGCAGUGUAUAACAAGAGUUACGAGGCGGCGGUGACGACGGUGCCGACGACCCCCAGGGCGAAGUCGACGAGAGGUGGCGCCACCGUCACGCCGGCGCGGACUCCGCUGGGUCUGCGUAACGGCUCGCCGACGUUCGGGAAGCCAGUGAGGAGGCUGUCGGCCGGAAUGUUCCUAUUCAGCGCUCUGAGCGGGGGCGGCAAGCUACGCAAGAGGCUGCGACGUGUCUGUUUCGAUCCUUCCUUCAUACACGCCGACGAGGGCGAGGAGGAGCCAAAGAGCCAGGAGGAGCGGAAGAAAGAACAGCAGGAAGAGGAGGGGUAGCAGCAGCAGCA
Priapulus caudatus is the source of this 555-nucleotide messenger RNA. RefSeq lists its product as uncharacterized. The transcript has 3 exons. The coding region runs from base 140 to 544 and encodes 134 amino acids. Lineage: Eukaryota; Metazoa; Priapulida; Priapulimorpha; Priapulimorphida; Priapulidae. The record is from RefSeq and is a predicted model, not a curated record.